GGAAAACACAGGGGCGUUUGUUUGACAACCUGUUGUUGAAUUCAGUUUCUAUCAUCAGCCAAAGUAUUUCAUAGACAGUGUGGAGAGCGAGCUGACGGGUUGUGCACGUUGAAAAAUCAAAAUAAAACGGAUUUGAAAGUUGCCCGAAAAAACUUUUCAGGAGGGAGAAAAAAGUAGAAGUUUGGACCAGCAGAGCUCAGGUGAAGCUUCAACAGUGGGAUUUUAUCAGCGAGGACUGUGAGCUGAGGUCGCCGCAAACACAACAACAGUGGACGUGGACUCGUGUGGAUCUACAAAGGCCCCGGCUCCGGCCUCAGGCCCGGUGUUUCUCUCGGGUCGGGCAGCCGACGGCGUCCUGCGGAGGCACAAGCGGUACAACACGGGGGUGUUUGAGGAGCUGCUGGAAGGCAAUUUGGAGAGGGAGUGUAUUGAGGAAGUGUGUGACCUGGAAGAGGCCAGGGAGACCUUUGAGGACGAUGCAAAGACGAUGGAGUUCUGGGCAGGAUAUGUAGAUGGCAAUCAGUGUAAGCCAAGUCCAUGUCUGAACCAGGGCUCGUGCACAGACCACCUCGGCUCCUUCACCUGCACAUGUCCGCACGGCUUCACCGGCAGGGAAUGUGAGAUCGUUGUAGCAAAAAGAUGUGACGUGAACAAUGGCGACUGUGUGCACUUCUGUGAGACGAUAGGAACCUUUGGAGCUAAAUGUUCCUGUGCGACAGGAUACAGGCUGAUGCAGGAUGGGGUCACCUGUGAACCAUAUGUUGAAUUCCCGUGUGGCAGAACUGCUCUGACAGCAUUGAGUUCCGUAUCUAAGAGGUCGCUGCUCGGCCGUAUGAACACGAGGCUGGAGAACAGCACUUCGCUGAUCAACGUUAGCACCACAUCUCCUCCCUCUACAACAGCGGCCACUACCACCACGUCUUUUUCAGCCACAACUGAUUCUGUAGAAACCCACUUUCGUAAGAAGCUGCCGUGGUGGGUGUACAGUGACGCAGAGGCCCCCACUGAGGAACCGGUUCGUCCCUAUAAACGAAUUGUAGGUGGCAUGGUGGUCACGCCGGGAGAGAUCCCAUGGCAGGUGGCCUUGAUAUUUCAUCCCAGUGGGGAUUUAUUCUGCGGGGGCUCCAUCCUCAGUGAGAGAUGGGUGAUCACUGCUGCUCACUGCCUGGUGGAGGUCAGAGGCCCCUUCUUGGUCAGAGUGGGAGAGUACAACAUCCACAUCAACGAGGGCACCGAGCAGGAUUCUGAGGUGUUGAGGCAGCACAUACACCCGCGUUACAACGCCAGUGUAAGCGUGUACAACCACGACAUUGCCCUGCUGUACCUCAAAACCCCCAUCACCUUCUCCACAACGGUGCGACCCAUCUGCAUAGGGCCCAAGUCCUUCACAGAGGCCCUGGUGAAGGCCGCCUCCCCGGCGACGGUCAGCGGCUGGGGCCGGACGCGCUUCCUCGGAGCCAUGGCGAACACGCUGCAGAAGGUCGAGGUUCCCUUCGUAGAUCGGACACAGUGUAAGCACAGCAGCAGUGCCAGGAUCACCCCUGUGAUGUUCUGUGCAGGAUACUAUCAUGAGGCCAAAGAUGCCUGUCAGGGCGACAGUGGAGGUCCUCACACAAACAGCAUUGACGACACGUGGUUCCUGACAGGCAUCGUGAGCUGGGGGGAAGAAUGUGCAAAGGAUGGGAAAUAUGGCGUGUAUACCCGGGUGUCACUUUACUACCGCUGGAUUAGCUAUGUCAUGGGAUUAACUAAACACAGGCUGGCAUUUGAUGUGGAAGAUCCUGACCAUUAAAUUUGAAGAGCAUGGAUUUAAAGUUUUUAAUUUAAAGAUUAAGAGUUUAAAGUCAGAACUCAAAUAUUUUUUUAUGUGUGGCCCUAAUCCUCUUCCGUAGUUGCAUGACAAAGGAAAUUUGUUUUUUUUCUUUUCUUGAUGCUUUAAAUAUAGAAGGAUGUUAAAAUAUUGCAUGUUUUGGAUUGUAAUCAUUUGGUAUGCAAUUUGUGAAUUUAAGAUUAAAACUUUCAAGCAACUCAACUGAAACUGAGUGUAGUUACAAAACACAUUUAGAUAUGUGAAACUACUAUAUAUUACUAUAUAUAUACACAUAUAUGGUGUAAUUACAUUGACUGAAUGACUAAUAAAUUCCAUCAUAACAACAUACGAC
This is a messenger RNA of Scophthalmus maximus (turbot), 2162 nucleotides long. RefSeq names its product coagulation factor IXa (gene f9a). Bases 488 to 1792 code for a protein of 434 amino acids. Gene Ontology annotation, biological process: blood coagulation; proteolysis. The transcript is spliced from 8 exons. The record is from RefSeq and is a predicted model, not a curated record. Gene Ontology annotation, cellular component: extracellular region. Gene Ontology annotation, molecular function: calcium ion binding; serine-type endopeptidase activity. Lineage: Eukaryota; Metazoa; Chordata; Actinopteri; Pleuronectiformes; Scophthalmidae.